Molecule: messenger RNA, 1468 nt
Organism: Trichoderma asperellum CBS 433.97
Lineage: Eukaryota; Fungi; Ascomycota; Sordariomycetes; Hypocreales; Hypocreaceae
Source: RefSeq, a predicted model, not a curated record
AUGGAUAUUACUGCCGGUCUCGAAGAGUCGGCAAUACCUAUCGGCGUCGAUCAUGUCUUUCUUGCGCGAAGAGUAAGGCAGGCUGCGACACUAAGCAACCCAAGUGCUCAAGCGAAGGCAUCCAGAGCUCCAGCGUUGGAGACCCCACAUAGUGGUAAUGCCUUUACUGAACGAGAAAAGGCGACAAGUUCAUUGGUGGUGGAUUCCCUCAAUCUUAAUAGUGGUGAGGCCAUUCUUGACGAUGCCCUGUUCAUUCCGCAGCUGGGCUUCGCAGACCUUGGGGGAGACUAUCUCCACUUGGACGACCCCAGCAUUGGUCCUAAUGAUGAAGACCCCUUGAAUCCCCAAGCCGGCGCCAACGAGUCACACCUAUCAACGGGGCUGCCAUCUUUGAUUCAUCGCUCGCCGCCUUCGAUAGAUAUAAGGGUCCCAGCAGAGCAGGACAUGUCAUCUCUAAGCGUUUCUAUACCAAUGACUCCAGGUGCUGUCCGAUCAAUGAUCCGCCGACCAAGAACUCAGACUGCAGCACAAAGGGUUUCCAAUCUCAUUUCCCACACGCUGAAAUCCUAUCCCUUGAUGCUACUACGCUCCAACACUCUUCCGCCUUUUAUCCACCCUAGCAUGAUAACUUCUGAGAACGAGAAUGCCCACAUGGAGCCACUUACCAAUUGCCUCAGUCUGGUUCACAUGAUCAGCACUGGGAUCCAGACAAGUCGAAAGCUGUUCUGGAAAAACGUACGGAUGGAAUGUGAACGUCUGUCUGAAGAGUAUAUAAAAUUGAGCAAGUAUGAACUUCUCACUGCCAUGCAAGCACUCCUCAUCUACGUACUCAUACGACUGGAUGAAGGAGCAACAGAUUAUAAUAGUUUCGACAGUUUAUUGCUGAAAGCCGUGACUGUGACAGCUCAACGAUUCAACGGCUUUGACGAUGCAACUUUCCAUACAGAAUGCGCACAUUGCAACAAUGGAUUGGAAAUUAGUUGGAAAGAGUGGGUCUUUAGAGAAUCAAGACGAAGACUAGGAAUAGUCUACCGGGUUGUGAAUAUGCUCGUUUAUUUUGAGCCAAUGGCCAUGUGCGAUCUGCCUUCUGACCUGAUUCUAGCGCCACUGCCGGCGAAGAAACAGUUAUGGGAGGCAGGUGAUGAGUUUGGGUGGAAGGCCGUGGGGCAGAGAGAGAUGGGAGCCAAAGCCGCCUUUGGACUGGCAACGCACGGUGGACUUGUCAGGCUGGACGAUCGUGAGUUGUCUUGCAAUGAUGCUUGGGCACCGUAUAAAUGCUUGGAUACCAGGGGCCAGCCGAGGAGCACGGCGAGCUGGGAGGAGUGGUGCUCGGGAAUAGAUGGGUUUGGAGGGCUUGUUAUGCUUGCUGCGUCCUUAAUAGCGUAGUUUAUAUGUCGGAGAAAUCGCAAGGCCCACAUGUCUAACUCUCAACCGGCGUUGCCGUAGCACUUGAAGAUGAUAGUGAGAC